AGUCCACCACUAGUUGUAGCUGUUCGGGUAGAUUAUUUUUACGUUUAUUUAGCGGAUAUAAAAAUGUCGCGACCGCCGCAGAUGCAAACAUAUAAAUUGGUCGUAGUUGGUGGUGGUGGAGUUGGAAAGUCUGCUAUUACCAUACAAUUUAUACAGAGCUACUUUGUUACAGACUACGAUCCCACCAUUGAGGACUCAUACACGAAACAAUGUGUCAUAGACGAUGUGCCAGCCAAGUUGGACAUUCUGGAUACUGCCGGCCAGGAAGAGUUCAGCGCCAUGCGCGAGCAAUACAUGCGCUCGGGCGAAGGUUUUCUGCUCGUCUUCUCACUCAACGAUCAUUCCAGCUUCGAUGAGAUACCAAAGUUUCAACGUCAGAUCCUGCGGGUAAAGGAUCGUGAUGAGUUCCCUAUGCUAAUGGUGGGAAACAAGUGUGAUUUGGAGCAUCAGCGACAGGUCUCGCUUGAGGCUGCACAAAACAUGAGUAGAAGCCUAAUGAUACCCUACAUAGAGUGCAGUGCCAAGUUGCGCGUAAAUGUAGAUCAGGCUUUUCAUGAACUGGUGCGCAUUGUGCGUAAAUUUCAAAUUGCCGAACGUCCCUACAUCGAAGAGGGCUACAAGAAAAAGGGGAAAAAGAAGUGCUGCAUGAUGUAGUAAGCGGCGGCAAGCUACUGUUUAUAAAUACAAAAACUGCCUGCCAGUUCAAGUUCACUUCGCUUAAGUAGUUGUGAGUCUCUCAGUAAUAUUUUUUUAAUGUGGAACCAGUGAUGAUGGAGACGAAAACGAAGACUCAACUGCUGUCACAGAACACAACACAACAUAAUGCAAUGCAAUAAUAACCACAACAAUAACGAAAUGAAUGUAACGCCAACUCAAAACUACCAGCGCGUCGACUGAGCUAAGAUUUUUAAUCCGAAACUAGAAACCAAACAACCCAAACGAAGUGCAUUUUUUACUUACCCAGUGGCGUGUGGAUAAAUCGCCGGCCGAAUCGAAUAACUAAAUGGAAAGUGUGUCAAUAAAUUGGGAAUGUAUGUCCUUGUGUGUCCCGACACACUUAUGUGCUUAUGUAAUGCAUCCGAUACAUAUACAAUUGCUUUUUACAUACAUAAUACACAUUCGCUAUACACUCAUAAAUACAUGCUUACAUACACGUAUAUACAUAUAUACAUACAUAUUUAUACAUAUAUUUUUGUAAUUUUAUUUGUUAAUUAACAACACCAAUUAAGGGCAAAUGUUUUUAUGAUUGGACUUUUGCGAAAUCCAUUUAUUGAAUUAAUAAUUGACUCAAGAACUCGAUGGAACGAUCGUUUGUUUUGAUUAAGCCAAAAGUAAUGUGUUAUUGUAAAUUGUAUUGUUAUUUACUACUAAUGUACUACGUGUAAUACAUACGUGCAUAUUAAUGCUUGCGUAUAAUCAAUGUUUAGCAGAGCUGAUUUUGUUAAUGGUAUGUGUUUGACAAGUGAGUGCCUCUUUGCAAUAUGCCAGCUUUUGUAAUAUACAACCUUAAAGCGAGUCGAUCGAUGAAAGUGAAACGCACAAAACAAUAAUAUUUGUAAUCCUACGUUUUUAUACAUUUAUACACACAAGCAAAAUAAUAUAUAUUGUUUUUAAAAUCAAAGCUACUUAUACACAUUUAUGUAUCAACAUAUGAUGUUCUGAAUUGUACUCUUGUUUAACUCCACACUGUUUAGUUUAACAAAUUAUUUAAUUAUAUUUAAUAUAAAU
Messenger RNA from Scaptodrosophila lebanonensis, 1728 nucleotides. RefSeq names its product ras-like protein 2 (gene Ras64B). Bases 64 to 654 code for a protein of 196 amino acids. The transcript is spliced from 3 exons. Gene Ontology annotation, molecular function: GTPase activity; GDP binding; GTP binding. Gene Ontology annotation, biological process: signal transduction. The record is from RefSeq and is a predicted model, not a curated record. Gene Ontology annotation, cellular component: plasma membrane. NCBI's taxonomy places the organism in Eukaryota, Metazoa, Arthropoda, Insecta, Diptera, Drosophilidae.